UUACACGAAUGCAUUUGAACUUGAAAAGCAAUAAUGGUAAUUAGUAGUAGUUGGUAAAUCACGAAAACUUUAGCUUCACGAUGAGUUCUUGACCUGAUAUUGCGGGGAAAAGCGUGGUCAUUAGUUUGGAGAUAGAAGUAGAAUAUGGAAUCUUGAUCGUAUUAUCUUCGCUGUCCCUUAUGCAUGUGCUUAUCUAUAACCCCUUCUGCAGUUGAAUAUAUAAGUAAAACAAACUGCAAUUUACAACCAUAUACUUAUUAUUUUACUGUGAGAGAGAGAAAAAAAAAAGCAUGGGAAGAGGAAGGGUUGUUCUUGAGAGAAUAGAGAACAAGAUCAACCGUCAAGUAACGUUCUCAAAGCGCAGAAGUGGGUUGCUGAAGAAGGCCUUUGAGCUUUCUGUGCUCUGUGAUGCAGAAGUUGCCCUUAUCGUCUUUUCUAGCCGUGGCAAGCUUUUUCAGUAUAGCAGCACUGAUAUUAAUAAAAUCGUUGAGAGGUAUCGCCAAUGUCGUUACAGCAAGUUACAGACGGGUGAUUCAUCGGAACUCGAAUCACAGAGUUCAUAUCAUGAAUUCUUGAAAUUAAGAGCGAAAUACGAAUCUCUUGAGCGGACACAAAGGCAUUUUCAAGGAGAAGAACUUGAGCCUCUUAGCUUUAAAGAAUUGCAGAGCCUUGAGAAACAACUAGAUAUUACACUUGCUCUAACUCGACAGCAGCAAACAAAGAAGCUGAUGGCACGAGCUGAUGAAUUACGCGAAAAGGUGCGCAAAAUGGAAGAUCUUAACAAACAAUUGGAAUCUAAGGAAAAAGAUGAAUUCUCAAACCUCAUUCUUGAGAGUAACAAUUUUUUUCAACUGCAUGCUACACAAGCCGAUCAAUUUGAAUCUGGAACAACACUAAACACAUGGUUUCAACAGCAAGAAGUUGGUUCGAAAGAAAGAGCAAUUGAUAGCACUCACACCAAAAGCAAUGGAUGGUUGUAGUGAAUGUUAAUGUAUUUUACAUAAAUGUUCCAAAAACACUUAUUUAGGG
This is a messenger RNA of Vigna umbellata (rice bean), 1029 nucleotides long. Its product is annotated as MADS-box transcription factor 6-like. Gene Ontology annotation, cellular component: nucleus. The record is from RefSeq and is a predicted model, not a curated record. Gene Ontology annotation, biological process: positive regulation of transcription by RNA polymerase II. Lineage: Eukaryota; Viridiplantae; Streptophyta; Magnoliopsida; Fabales; Fabaceae. Gene Ontology annotation, molecular function: RNA polymerase II transcription regulatory region sequence-specific DNA binding; DNA-binding transcription factor activity; protein dimerization activity.